Messenger RNA from Dibothriocephalus latus, 333 nucleotides. Lineage: Eukaryota; Metazoa; Platyhelminthes; Cestoda; Diphyllobothriidea; Diphyllobothriidae. The record is from the annotation of a GenBank genome assembly.
AUGGCAAAGCACCAUCCCGAUCUUAUCUUCUGUCGGAAACAACCUGGCGUUUCUAUUGGCCGUCUUUGUGAAAAGUGUGACGGAAAAUGCGUGAUAUGUGACUCUUAUGUUCGUCCGUGCACACUCGUUAGAAUAUGUGACGAAUGUAAUUAUGGUUCCUAUCAAGGCCGUUGUGUCAUUUGUGGUGGUCCUGGAGUCUCGGAUGCUUACUACUGUAGACAGUGCACUAUCAUGGAAAAAGAUCGAGAUGGUUGUCCCAAAAUUGUCAAUCUAGGCAGCGCUAAAACGGAUUUGUUCUAUGAACGGAAAAAAUACGGGUUUAAGAAAAGAUGA